Messenger RNA from Alnus glutinosa, 1242 nucleotides. RefSeq names its product protein PTST, chloroplastic. The record is from RefSeq and is a predicted model, not a curated record. Bases 253 to 1008 code for a protein of 251 amino acids. NCBI's taxonomy places the organism in Eukaryota, Viridiplantae, Streptophyta, Magnoliopsida, Fagales, Betulaceae. The transcript has 9 exons.
AGACACCACACGCGCUCUGGCCUCUGUGCCUCAAGCUUUCGAAGAGCCUUCCCCAAAAUCUGAACUUUGAGGAACUCUUCAACAUGGAUGUAGCUACUGCAAGGCACUUCAUAUCGUAACUCUCACUUUCUUUAUGAUCUGGAAAGGUGUUGCCUUGACAAACACGUGUCAUGGCUCAUAAGAAAUUCAAGAACAUUAGGUUGGGAAAAUAUACAAAAACUUCCACAUAACGUGGCUGCUUGGAAUCCGAGGAUGGGCUAUCAAAGGUCGACUUAUUCACAUCAAUCUUCUAUUGGAAAGAAUCCCAUGACCCAUAUGUUCUGGAGAACUUACCCAAUGCCUGUUAGUUUGGAGGAAUCUUCAGCCCUAAGUUUGGAAGAUAAUUCUAGUAAUGAUGAGCCAGAGGAUGUCCUUGCUCAACCGCUAAGCAGUGAUGAGCUGAAGUCACUGCUGGCUGAUUCUGAAAGAGAAAGGCUCAUUAAAAAACUAAGUGAAGCAAAUCAACAAAACCGCUUCCUCAAACGACAGUUGCACAUGACGGAGGAUGCAUUGGUUAAUUUCAAAAGCGAACUUGCUGUCUUGGAACUUGAAAUUCAGGCUUUGGUCACAGUUGCAGAAGAAAUAACUAAAAUUGCCAUUCCAGCAGGUUCAAGAAAGAUCAAUGGGAAAUACAUACAAUCUCAUCUUCUCUCGCGAUUAGAAGCUGUACAUGGAAAGCUGACGGAACAGAUAAAGGAUGUGGAAACCGCACAGUCCAAGGAGGUUCCCUUAUUCUGGUGUGGCAUGGCUGAGAGCGUGCAAGUAAUGGGAACAUUUGAUGGAUGGAGUCAAGGGGAGCAGUUAUCACCAGAAUACACUGGUUCCUUGACGAAGUUCUCAACAACAUUAAUGCUUAGGCCUGGAAGGUACGAAAUCAAGUUCUUGGUGGAUGGAGAGUGGCAUCUAUCCCCAGAAUACCCUACAGUUGGCGAGGGACUACUGAAAAACAACUUGUUAAUAGUGAAAUAACUGCAGGUCUGCUGUUCUAGUCAAUAUGGUUAAUGCAGACGUGGAUGAGCUCCUUUUGACUUUUGACUUUGUUUAUAUUAACUUGUACGUUUACAUGACUAGCAUAGCUUAUUAGAAGUUUGACAAGAAUAUUUCUUGAAAAAUCGAUUCACUGUGUAUCAUCUCUAUUCUUACAGUAACAUUGCGCUUGUAAAAAAUUUGUAUUUAAUUUUUAAAAUCAACGGUGAAGAUCGA